AUGAAGAACACCGCGGCGCGCACUCAACCUACACGCCGUUAUGAAAACUUUACACUGGAAAACAACUUGCCUUUGUCUAUAGGUGCCAAUUUUCAUGACGAUCCAUUUUGCCGUGAAAACCUCCGCAAAAGUCAUAACCUUUUAUUGCCCAAAAAGGUGGAUUACGCGCCCCAUACCGAGUAUAUUUACAACGGAGGUGGUUUUACCCGAGGAGGGAAGUCAAGGACGGAAUCUGCAGCCGAUGAUGACGAGAGCGAUGAAGACGGUGUAUUCAAUGGAUGGCUUAGUGCGAACUUUGAUGUACCAAACGGUGGGAAAGACUAUGUGGUUCGUUUUUUGGCUUAUUUUUUGGAGGACAUUCCAGAAUCUCCGAUCGAAACAAUCGUUGUGAGAAAGGUAUGUAUUCACUACUAUACACAAGAUAACAGUAUUUCGGUUGUAGAAGCGAGACAAGACAAUAGUGGUAUUGUGCAAUCGAGGAUAUUGUCGCGUCGACAGGUGCCGAAAAAAAUGGAUGACAUCAGUGAACUUAUCACACUUGAUGAUUUUCACAUUGGGGGCUCAAUUGAAAUUUUUCAAAGAAAAUAUUAUCUUUUGGAUAUGGAUGAGCGAAGUCGGCUUUACUACAAAAAAAUACGCGGUCAAGAGGUCCCGGAGGCGGUACCAUGGCCAUGCGAGCUAGACAAGUUUGGAGCCACAAUAGGAGCGCAGCACUACAAAACUACGUGUCGCAUGACAACCUCUGAGGAUAUGGAUAGAAAGCGAGCCAUUGAACAACAACUUACUGGUAUUUACACAAAGCAUCCCACGGAAGAUAUUAUUGCUGCGAAGAAAUUUUUAAAACACAAUAUAAAUGAGCACUUGACGUUUCUUGCAUUGUGGGACGAUCGUGAAAAUCUUAGAGGGGAUUUGCGUUUUUGUGUCAUUCGUAUUUAUUUAGAAAAUGACACAUUUGAAAUUAUGGAAAUAAGACCUGAGAAUUCUGGACGCAUUGGUGGUGUAACACUACUGGGUUGCCAAAGAGUUCCUCGCCCUGGUGUUGACAUGCAAAAAACUCGUUUUCAAGAACACACUUUUGGCGUCAUAAUGAAACGUGACUUCCUUGUGGCUGAUGAUAUGCGAAUUGGCGAAACCUACGUCAUUCAUGGCAAACCAUAUUACGUUUAUGACGCGGACCCUUUUACACGGGAAUACAUGAAAACCAAACUUGGUAUUGAACUUGCUCCCAAAGUGGACAUUACUCCAUUUGUUGAAGUUGAUGCGAAGGGCCCGAUCAAGUUUUAUCCUCCUCCACCGAAUGGAUUUGGUAGUGAACGUGAAAAACGCGCUAACUGGGUUACCUUGACAGCAAAACCUCAACGACCUGAUUUUGCUAAAAUAGAAAAGGAAGAGGGACGUGUCAUGCGUUUCUUGGCAGAACUGGCUAACCCAUUGGUUCGAGGAGAUGAAAAGAGAAAGUUUGUAAUUUCGUUUUAUCGAGAGAAGGAUGAGAUUGAGAUUUUUGAAAAACCCGAAAGAAACUCAGGAUUUAUUGCUGGACGCUUUCUCCGCAGAGGAGUUUAUGAAAAACGGUUGCCUGACGGUUCUACUGUUUCUUAUACUCCUGAAGACUUUGAGGUGGGUAAGGAGAUUAUUGUCUUGGAGCGGCCGUUUAAACUGCUUGCGAUGGAUGACGAAACCAAGAGGAUUUUGGAGGAUAAAGAAGUCGUUACAACAGAAAAUCAAGUGAGGGAUUUACUACUUUUAUUUAAGCAACAGAUACAAUUGAAGUUUCUUCGGGUUCACGAAGCUUAUUGUACGCUCGCACCUGAAGGUGUGCUUGGCUAUCGUCAAGUUCUUGAGUUUUUGCGCUCUUGUAGCUGCAGAAUAACGGAUGAGGAGGCUGUUUUGCUUGUACAGAAUAUUGUUCCUGAUAGUACUGGCGUUAUCUCAUUUGACCAAUUUCUUAAUGUUGUGAAUAUCACUUCUUCGGGACACAUGGAUGAGGCGUCACUCACGGCGCGCUCAGUGAAGAGUGUGAAUAUGACCAAAGAUGAGACAUUCAAAGAGGUUGCCUCAAAGGCUGAACGUGCAAAGCGGAGGAAAAAGUUGGCAGUUGACCUGCGACAGAAGUUGAUACAAAGGAGGGGCACGACACAAGAACAGUUUCGUCUUCUUGGUGAUCAUAGCUCUACAUCACGAUUGAAUCGCGAUGUGUUUCGGCGCUCACUUAAUGAAAUUAUGCAUUACAAUAUGUCAAAAGAAGAUGAGGAUAUGCUGGUGUCUAUUUUAUUUGAUGACCGCGCGGAUGAAAAUGGUGACAUCACAUACAAGCAGUUUCAGGAAUUUACGGACCAAGAUGAUUCUGUAUGA
Molecule: messenger RNA, 2352 nt
Organism: Trypanosoma rangeli
Lineage: Eukaryota; Euglenozoa; Kinetoplastea; Trypanosomatida; Trypanosomatidae
Product: protein associated with the ribbon compartment of flagellar microtubule
Exons: 1
Coding region: 1-2352 (783 amino acids)
Source: RefSeq, a predicted model, not a curated record